AUGGACCCACAAGCAGGAAUAUCUCAGAAGUACAUCUAAUGUUAUCCCUGGAUUGUGACAUAACAGAUAAUGACAGUAGACAGGAUUCUCCAGGAGAUAAUCCCAUUACCCCAAUUAUACAUCUAGCUCUAUCAACUAAUCCCCCUGAUCCUGGGAAAUGUUCUCCUGAUCACUCUGAUAUUGGUGCAUCUAUUACAGCUCUGAGAUUAGAUACAGAGUUUCCCUGUUCUACAGACGCCAAAUGUUUUACACAGAACACAAACCGUAUUACUCAUCAGCCAGCUAAGGCAGGUGAGAGGCCAUUUCCAUGUUCUGAGUGUGGGAAAUGUUUUACAUAUAAAUCAAAUCUUGUUACACAUCAGAGAAGUCACACAGGUGAGAAGCCGUAUUCCUGUUCUGAGUGUGGGAAAUGUUUUACACAGAAAUCAGAUCUUGUUACACAUCAGAGAAGUCACACUGGUGAGAAGCCAUUUCCAUGUUCUGAGUGUGGGAAAUGUUUUACAUAUAAAUCAAAUCUUGUUACACAUCAGAGAAGUCACACAGGUGAGAAGCCGUAUUCCUGUUCUGAGUGUGGGAAAUGUUUUACACAGAAAUCAGAUCUUGUUACACAUCAGAGAAGUCACACUGGUGAGAAGCCAUUUCCAUGUUCUGAGUGUGGGAAUUUUUUUACAUAUAAAUCAAAUCUUGUUACACAUCAGAGAAGUCACACAGGUGAGAAGCCGUAUUCCUGUUCUGAGUGUGGGAAAUGUUUUGUAGAGAAAUCAGGUCUUGUUAUACAUCAGAGAAGUCACACAGGUGAGAAGCCGUAUUCCUGUUCUCAGUGUGGGAAAUGUUUUGCACAGAAAUCGAGUCUUUUUAAACAUCAGAGAAGUCACACAGGUGAGAAGCCGUAUUCCUGUUCUGAGUGUGGGAAAUGUUUUGCAUCGAAAUCAAGUCUUGUUACACAUCAGAGAAGUCACACAGGUGAGAAGCCAUUUUCCUGUUCUGAGUGUGGGAAAUGUUUCACACAGAACUCAGCCCUUGUUACACAUAAGAGAAGUCACACAGGUGAGAAGCCGUAUUCCUGUUCUGAGUGUGGGAAAUGUUUUGCAUCUACAUCAGAUCUUGUUAAACAUCAGAGAAGUCACACAGGUGAGAAGCCGUAUUCCUGUUCUGAGUGUGGGAAAUGUUUUGCAUCUAAAUCAAAUCUUGUUAAACAUCAGAGAAGUCACAUAGGUGAGAAGCCAUUUUCAUGCUGUGAGAGAAAUAAAUGCACUAAGGAAAUGAACCUGGUGAAGGAUAAAAUCACGGCUCAUGAAACCAUCCAUAAGGCAGCGUUAACCAAUGACACCACAGUCAAUUGGUAUGAAAAAUUAACAACUCAGAUGCUGAUAUUCAAACGAGAUCUGAUCAAAUUUAAAAAAGAAAAAAGGAUGAAGGUUGAUGCCGACUAUGACCAGAAUACGGUGAAUAAUCAUAUUACGAACCCCACUCCCAUACGACAUAAUCUACAAAGGGAUGAAUACCAGGCUCUUAUGGGAUUAUCGAAAAACGAGAAUUUGACCUUCAGGCCGGCAGACAAAGGCGGCGCACUUGUCAUACAGGACACUGACAAAUAUAUCCUGGAGAUUAAUAGGCAACUUAUGGAUAAGGACACCUACAGAAUAUUGGACAGAGAUCCGACUAGUAUAUUUAAGAGUGAAUUAAAGAAUUUACUAGCAAGAGCAGUUGAUAAUAAAAUUAUUGCAUCUAAGCUUAGUGGUGCCUUGAUACCUGAACACCCUAAAGUACCAAUCAUGUACACUACCCCAAAGAUCCACAAAUCUAUGGACCAAACAACAUCUCGCCAGCAUAAGGCAAUGCAUCUAUUUCUCAUUUGGACUCUGCCUCCGCCUGCCAAGAAUGCAGCCAAAGUGCACGUUGUACUGCAACUUGUGAAGCUGAAAGCCACAUCUUUUAUCACCAAAGUUCCACAGUUCAUUAUCUACAGUCUCAUCUUUCAAACCACAACCCGCAGUUCUUUGUCUACAACUAAGUUUUUAAGUCAUCGCCCACAAGCCACAGUUCCCUACUUCAGCCUCAUUCUCAAGAACUACAACUCACUGAGUCUUAGCCCCGCCUACGUUCCUCAUUUCCCCUUGUCCCAUGAGAAGGAACUACAUCCAACCCCCUCUUAUUCGUCUUAUUCAUCUGCAGACAACCACUUCCUUGGGCAAGUCUCAGCCGCCGGAUUCUCAAACCUUGCUAAACGUGACAAACUAUUCGACUGUGUUAAAGGAGCUGUUUACUCCAAAUUGGACUUACGGGGGGCCUACAAUCUUAUACGUAGUCGCUCAGCUCCCAUUACCGCAUUAACCAGGAAAGGUGCAGAACCUGCCAAGUGGUCUCCGGAGGCUUUAGAAAACUUUUUGUCUUUAAAGGAAGCCUUCAUGAACGCCCCUGUCGUUCGACAACCCGAUCUCAGCCGUCCAUUCCUGGUGGAGGUUGAUGCCUCCACUGUAGGAGUAGGAGCAGUAUUGUCCCAGCUCUUCGAGGACAAGAAGGUCCAUCCCUGUGCAUUCUUCUCACGAAGAUUUUCUCCCGCUGAACAGAACUACGCUAUUGGGAAACAAGAAUUACUAGCAAUUAAGUUAGCCUUUGAGGAGUGGAGAGCUACUCUACCUAAAUCUCCCAAGAACCCAUCAGCACAAGGAGACGAAUUUGAGAUUGACAAGAUCCUCGACUCCUGCAGACGAUAUGGUCGCAUCCAGUACCUUGUUGAUUGGAAAGGAUAUGGACCAGAGGAAAGGUCUUGGGGUGAAGCCCAAUUAAAUAAUAUUAAAGUCAAAGAUACAGAGGGAGAAGAAGAGACGUAUGUGACUGAUAUGAAGGCAGAAGAUAUAGAGGGAGAAGAAGAGACGUAUGUAACUGAUAUGAAGGCAGAAGAUAUAGAGGGAGAAGAAGAGACGUAUGUGACUGAUAUAAAGGCAGAAGAUAUAGAGGGAGAAGAAGAGACGUAUGUAACUGAUAUGAAGGCAGAAGAUAUAGAGGGAGAAGUAGAGACGUAUGUGACUGAUAUGAAGGCAGAAGAUAUAGAGGGAGAAGAAGAGACGUAUGUAACUGAUAUGAAGGCAGAAGAUAUAGAGGGAGAAGAAGAGACGUAUGUGACUGAUAUAAAGGCAGAAGAUAUAGAGGGAGAAGAAGAGACGUAUGUGAGGGGUGAUCAGCAGUGUAAGGAGGAGGAAAUCCCUACAGAUACCAGCACAGCAGAUGGACACACAAGCAGGAAUAUCUCAGAAGGACAUCUAAUGUUAUCCCCGGAUUGUGACAUAAAAGAUAAUGACAGUAGACAGGAUUCUCCAGGAGCUAAUCCCAUUACCCCAAUUAUACAUCUAGCUCUAUCAGCUGAUCCCUCUGAUCCUGGGAAAUGUUCUCCUGAUCACUCUGAUAUUGGUGCAUCUGUUACAGCUCUGACAGUAGAUACAGUGUUUCCCUGUUCUAUAGAUACCAAAUGUUUUACACAGAACACAAAGCCUAUUAACCCACACACAGGUAAGGUAGGUGAAAGGCCACUGAUAUGUUCUGAGUGUGGGAAAUGUUUUACACUGAAAUCAUAUCUUGUUACACAUCAGCGAAGUCACACAGGUGAGAAGCCAUUUCCAUGUUCUGAGUGUGGGAAAUGUUUUACACUGAAAUCACAUCUUGUACAUAACAGAAGACACACAGGUGAGAAACUAUUUUCUUGCUCUGAGUGUGGGAAAUGUUUUACACUGAAAUCACAUCUUGUUGUACAUAACAGAAGUCACACAGGUGAGAAACCAUUUUAUUGCUCUGAGUGUGGGAAAUGUUUUACACAGAACUCACAACUUGUUACACAUCAGCGAAGUCACACAGGUGAGAGGUCAUUUCCAUGUUCUGAGUGUGAGAAAUGUUUUACACAGAAAUCACAACUUGUUACACAUCAGCGAAGUCACACAGGUGAGAGGCCAUUUCCAUGUUCUGAGUGUGGGAAAUGUUUUACACGGAAAUCAAAUCUGGUUAAACAUCAGCAAAGUCACACAGGUGAGAAGCCAUUUCCAUGUUCUGAGUGUGGGAAAUGUUUUACACUGAAAUUAAAUCUUGUUACACAUCAGAAAAGUCACACAGGUGAGAGGCCAUUUCCAUGUUCUGAGUGUGGGAAAUGUUUUACAUGGAAAUCACAACUUGUUCCACAUCAGCGAAGUCACACAGGUGAGAAGCCAUUUUCUUGCUCUGAGUGUGGGAAAUGUUUUACACACAAAUCACAUCUUGUUAUACAUCAGCGAAGUCACACAGGUGAGAGGCCAUUUCCAUGUUCUGAGUGUGGGAAAUGUUUUGCAAACAAAUCAGCUCUUGUUAUACACCAGAGAAGUCACACAGGUGAGAAGUGGUUUUCUUGCUCUGAGUGCAGGAAAUGUUUUACACAGAAAUCAGAUCUUCUUAGACAUCAGCAAAGUCACACAGGUGAGAGGCCAUUUCCAUGUUCUGAGUGUGGAAAAUGUUUUUCACACAAAUCAGAUCUUGUUAAACAUAACAGAAGUCACACAGGUGAGAAGCCAUUUACAUGUUCUGAGUGUGGGAAAUGUUUUACACGGAAAUCACAACUUGUUACACAUCAGUGAAGUCAUACAGGUGAGAGGCCAUUUCCAUGUUCUGAGUGUGGGAAAUGUUUUACACGGAAAUCACAACUUGUUACACAUCAGCGAAGUCACACAGGUGAGAGGCCAUUUCCAUGUUUUGAGUGUGGGAAAUGUUAUACGCAAAAAUCAAAUCUUGUUAGACAUCAGCAAAGUCACACAGGUGAGAGGUCAUUUUCAUACUCUGAGAAAUAAAUCAGCUCUUGUUGCACACAGUAGACAUCACUCAGAUGAGGAACCAUUUUAAUCUUCUGAAGUAUACUCAUUGCCAUGCGUUGUUCUUCAAGUUUCUUAUCCUUUCUCCUAUGUUUUUGCAAUAUACAUGUUACCGCAGGGUGAAAUAAUCAGAUGUCGUGUCCUCAUCUACCACUGCUAUGUAGAUGACCUGUCUUUUGUUCCGGGUACUGAGAACCCAGUACCAAUCCUAAAUGGUUGUCUAGCUGAGCUCCAGGUGUGGGUGAUGCUAGUUGGCUGUGACUCAGUCCUGGUGAAACAGGCCAUUAUGGUAGAAGCUCACCAACAAAGGGCAGGGCUACAGCUCAGCUUUGCAAACCAACCGGGCUUGGGGGUUCAGAGUUACAGAAUGCUGAUCAUUUGCGGAAUCUUGGUGUCCUGGAUGGUGGAGUGACACUUAGACAUCAGUAUCUGCCACAAUUAGAUCCUCAUCUGAGGAACAUAGCCAGACUCCAGCACGUAAUUCUCUCAGAAGAUCUACCUACACUCAUACAUGUACUUGUAUCAUCACGCAUAGACUACUGCAAUGUCCGCUACCUGGGUCUCCCAGCAAAAGAAUUGCACCGCUUGUAGCUUGUACAGAAUGCAGCAGCCAGGCUGUUACCUAACCAGCCCGUUCCUGCCACAUAACACCCAUUCUCUGCUCCCUUCACCGGCUGCCUGUAAUAUGGUGACUAUUACAUAAUCUUACUGACUCAGCCCACCAUGACCAGGGUCCAUGGUACCAGAAGCAGCUUCUGCCUCCUUACUGCCCUGCUUUCUAACUUCCACCUGCAGAUGAAGGACUGUUACCAGCAGUACUAAGAAUCCUCAAGCAGUGCUGAGAUGUCAGAGGGGGAGACAGGGUGGUGGCACUAGUGCUCUAGUGGGGGCUGCCGGAGGCAGUGUCUGUGAGAAUCUUGUCCUCAAGCAGCACUGAGUUGUCAGAGGGGAGACAAGGUGGUGGCAGUA
Pseudophryne corroboree (corroboree frog) is the source of this 5798-nucleotide messenger RNA. RefSeq lists its product as uncharacterized. Gene Ontology annotation, molecular function: RNA polymerase II transcription regulatory region sequence-specific DNA binding; DNA-binding transcription factor activity, RNA polymerase II-specific. The transcript is spliced from 10 exons. Gene Ontology annotation, cellular component: nucleus. NCBI's taxonomy places the organism in Eukaryota, Metazoa, Chordata, Amphibia, Anura, Myobatrachidae. Gene Ontology annotation, biological process: embryo development; regulation of transcription by RNA polymerase II; urogenital system development. The record is from RefSeq and is a predicted model, not a curated record.